CCGCUCACCUUCUCACAAAAAUAACAACGUUUAUCGAAACCUGUGACUUUGAACUAGCAUAUACUUUUUGUUUGAGAGCUCUUGAAAUGGAACCGGAUAAUGUAGCGGUGUUGGAGGCGACUGGUGCCGUGGAACUAGAACUUGAAAAACCUGAUGAGGCUCGAGAGAUCCUCAAAAUACAUGUAUAUGGGCAACUAUCUGAAAGUCUCGACUCGAUAAAUUACUUACUGACUGGAGUUGAUCUAAUGACCGAAGAAUUAAAAUCUCUGGACGUCGCUUCUACUCCGGAAGCACAAGAAAAUCAUCAGGCAUUAUGUAGAAAAAUAUCAACCGCGUUAUGUUCGAUGACUGAAAUUUAUUUGACAGAUUGUUG
Molecule: messenger RNA, 373 nt
Organism: Ambispora leptoticha
Lineage: Eukaryota; Fungi; Glomeromycota; Glomeromycetes; Archaeosporales; Ambisporaceae
Source: the annotation of a GenBank genome assembly